Molecule: messenger RNA, 4357 nt
Organism: Ictidomys tridecemlineatus (thirteen-lined ground squirrel)
Lineage: Eukaryota; Metazoa; Chordata; Mammalia; Rodentia; Sciuridae
Gene: Arhgap39
Product: Rho GTPase activating protein 39
Biological process (GO): signal transduction
Cellular component (GO): cytoplasm; cytoskeleton
Molecular function (GO): protein binding; GTPase activator activity
Source: RefSeq, a predicted model, not a curated record
GGAAAGCUGCUUGUAGACAAUCUUAAGAAUGGAACUUAGGCCUCUGGAAAUGCUAGCUGAGCAAAGACUUGUUCAUCCUAAUUCCUCCUUGAAACUCACUGAAACAAACAAAAAAUGAAGAGCAGGAAACAACAUAUCAUCCACAGUGGUUUGAAGCAGCUACAGCCAAGGAUGCCAGCCAGACGGGGAAGAGCAGCCAUGAGCGGCCCCUUCCUAUAUGAUGCUGGAGAAGGCAUCCUGAUGACCCUGUGACAUCUGUCCACCUCGGUGCUCAAGACCCGAGCGCCAUGUCCCAGACCCAGGACUAUGAAUGUAGAAGCCAUCAUGUUGACGGGCAGGAGUCCAGGAUCCCAGGAUCCAGCACUAGGCUGGAGUGGGUGGAGAUCAUCGAGCCACGUACCCGGGAGCGCAUGUAUGCCAACCUGGUUACCGGGGAGUGCGUGUGGGACCCUCCAGCCGGAGUACGCAUCAAACGCACCAGCGAGGACCAGUGGUGGGAGCUCUUUGACCCCAACACAUCACGCUUCUACUACUACAGUGCCGCCUCGCAGCGCACUGUGUGGCACCGCCCGCAGAACUGCGACAUCAUCCCGCUGGCCAAGCUGCAGACGCUGAAGCAGAACACAGAGUCCCCUCGUGCCUCAGCUGAUAGCAGUCCCGGCCGUGGCAGCCGAGAUGGCAGCACUGGCUCCUCAUUGGAGCCCGAGCUUGAAGCCACGGAGAGGGCACAGGAACUGCCCUCAAGGGCAGGGAGGCCCGCAGCACUGGGGACCCCAAAGGAGGAGAGUGGCAGUUCGUCACCACCAGGCGUAAUCCUCGAGAAGGACUAUGAGGUUUACCGGGAUUAUAGCACGGAUGGCCAGCUGCUUCACUACAGGACCUCCUCACUUCGGUGGAACUCAGGCACCAAGGAGCGCAUGCUCAUCAAGGUCGCUGAUAGGGAGCCCAGCUUCCUUACCCCUCAGGGCAAUGGCUACUCUUCAGAUGGCCAGCCUGGGAGCCGCCCCCGCAGACCCUCUGGCAGCCAGCAUUCGCCCAACCUGCAGACAUUCACCCAGGACUCGGAAGGCGCUGUCUUCUUCCCUGAGAGGCGACCCUCGCCCUUCCUGAGAAGGGCUGAACUCUCCGGGAGCUGCUCCCCACUGCUCACACAGCCUCGAAAGUCCUCCAGUGACUCACAGCCCUCCUCCCCACGCUAUGGCUAUGAGCCCCCUCUCUAUGAGGAGCCCCCUAUGGAGUACCAGGCCCCCAUCUAUGAUGAGCCCCCCAUGGACGUACAGUUCGAGGCUGGUGGCCCCUACCAGGCUGGCUCCCCACAGAGGUCGCCCAGCCGCAAGCCCCGCCCCUUUUUGCCCGGGGCCAAACAGGCCCCUACCUCCCCCUGCCAGCAGCUGGUACGCACCAAGCAGAAGUGCCCUGAGCGCUUCCUGAGCCUGGAGUACAGCCCUGCAGGCAAAGAGUAUGUCAGGCAGCUGGUGUACGUGGAGCAGGCCGGCUCCAGCCCCAAGCUGCAUGCAGGCCCCCGGCACAAAUAUGCCCCCAACCCUGGUGGUGGCUCCUACUCAUUGCAGCCCAGCCCUUGCCUGCUGAGGGACCAACGCCUUGGGAUCAGGUCUGGAGACUACAGCACCAUGGAGGGACCCGAGCCCCGGCUGAGCCAACCACCCACACCACUGCCCCCAGCCCAGGAGGACACCAUGUCUUGGUCCAGCCAGCAGGACACCAUGUCUUCCACAGGCUACUCCCCAGGCACACGUAAGAGGAAGAGCAGAAAGCCCUCUCUGUGCCAAACUCCUGGUGCCCCCUCCACGGAUGGCCCAGGGGACCUACUGGGUGAGCAGUCUCUGGCUGAGGAGCGCUCUCCAUGUGGGCCCAGCCUUGCCCAGAUGAAGCGUGCAGAGGCUGAAGUGGACGUAGCCCGGGGUAUGGCCGAGCCUUUCCUGGCACAGGCGCGGCUGGCCUGGGAGGCACAGCAGGCCCACUUUCACAUGAAGCAGAGGGGCAGCUGGGACUCCCAGCAGGAUGGCUCUGGCUACGAGAGUGAUGGUGCUGUGCCACUACCCAUGCCCGGACCUGUGGUACGCGCCUUCAGUGAGGAUGAGGCACUGGCGCAGCAGGAUAGCAAGCAUUGGAAGCGGAAUACCUUCGAGAAGCUCGGCUUCCCCCAGAUCCUGCUGGAGAAGAGUGUCUCUGUGCAGACCAACUUGGCCUCACCAGAACCUUACCUCCACCCCUCACAGUCUGAGGACUUAGGAGCCUGUGCCCAGUUUGAGAGCAGCCGGCAGAACCGUAGCGCCAUGCCCAGCUCCAGCUGUGUCUUCCCCACCUUCACGCUGCGCAAGCCUUCCUCAGAGACGGACAUCGAGAACUGGGCCUCCAAGCACUUCAACAAGCACACCCAGGGCCUAUUUCGAAGGAAGGUGUCCAUCGCCAACAUGCUGGCCUGGAGCAGUGAGUCCAUCAAGAAGCCCAUGAUUGUGACCAACGACCGGCAUGUGAAGAAAGAGGCCUGUGAGAUCUUCAAGCUGAUCCAGAUGUACAUGGGUGACCGGCGGGCCAAGGCAGACCCACUGCAUGUGGCCCUUGAGAUUGCCACCAAAGGCUGGAGCGUGCAGGGCCUCCGGGAUGAGCUCUACAUCCAGCUGUGCAGGCAGACCACCGAGAACUUCCGCCUCGAGAGCCUAGCCCGUGGCUGGGAGCUCAUGGCCAUCUGCCUGGCCUUCUUCCCGCCCACACCCAAGUUCCACUCCUACCUAGAGGGAUACAUCUACCGGCACAUGGACCCUGUCAAUGACACCAAAGUGACACAGCACAUAAGAGAGCUCCUGGAAAGGAACACUAAGAAGAAAUCCAAAUUGAGAAAGAAACCCAAGCCUUAUGUUGAAGAGCCGGAUGGGGUGGCGAUAAGCACCUACGCCAAGUAUUGCUACCACAAGCUGCAGAAGGCGGCCCUGACAGGGGCCAAGAAGGGGCUAAAGAAGCCCAACGUGGAGGAGAUCCGGCACGCCAAGAAUGCUGUGUUCAGCCCAUCCAUGUUUGGCAGUGCACUGCAGGAGGUCAUGAGCAUGCAGAAGGAACGUUACCCAGACCGGCAGCUGCCCUGGGUACAGACGAGGCUCUCCGAGGAGGUGCUGGCACUCAACGGUGACCAGACGGAGGGCAUCUUCAGGGUGCCUGGAGACAUUGAUGAGGUAAACGCCCUGAAGCUCCAGGUGGAUCAAUGGAAGGUGCCCACAGGCCUGGAGGACCCCCAUGUCCCAGCGUCGCUGCUGAAGCUGUGGUACCGGGAACUGGAGGAGCCCCUGAUCCCGCACGAGUUCUACGAGCAGUGCAUCGCUCACUAUGAGAGCCCCGAGGCCGCCGUGGCCGUGGUGCACGCGCUGCCCCGCAUCAAUCGCAUGGUGCUGUGCUACCUCAUCCGCUUCCUUCAGGUGUUCGUGCAGCCUGCCAACGUGGCCAUCACCAAGAUGGACGUCAGCAACCUGGCCAUGGUGAUGGCGCCCAACUGCCUGCGCUGCCAGUCGGAUGACCCGCGCGUCAUCUUCGAGAACACACGCAAGGAGAUGUCCUUCCUGCGCGUGCUCAUCCAGCACCUGGACACCAGCUUUAUGGAGGGCGUGCUAUAGCACGCGGGCACCACGGACAGCGGGCUGCGCGGCGCACGCGGGAGCGGGGGGCCCCGCCGGGGCAGCAUGCCAGGCCCCGCCGGCCCCGAGAAGUGCCUUCUGUUCCCCGGAGCCGAGCGACACUGCCCUCCCGGCCGGCCGAAGCACACGCCGCGCGGCCUCUCCGCUCCAGAGCCCCGGCUGCCCACCGCCAGGCCGCGGUUCUCCUGCGCGAGGAGGGCCCACAACCAAAGUCCUCGCGGCGGGCAGGGCCGGGCAGGCACUCUUGGGGCGGGGGGAGAGUAUUUUUUCCGUGGUGUACCUACGAGUCCAGAUUCCAUCCCGCACCCGCCCUACUGUGCAUAGAGAUAUAAAUAGAGCGACAGACGUCGGGACUAAAUUUGCUAAGGACAUAGUUCUAACCAGAUGCUAUUUAUCUCUGAGCCGUCCUCACCGCCCUCGUGCAGAGCACUCGCACCCUCCUUCCUUACCCGCAGCUCCCGACCCAACCCCGCGCCGCGCGGCGGCUGGGCCGGACUCGCCUGCGAUCCCGUUAUGGAAUCAGUUCCAACUGUCGUCAAACUUAAUUUCUCCCGGUUUUUAUAUAUAUAUUUUUUAGAGUUGAGUUUUUAUUUAUUAUUAAAACAAAACAGCCAGCCCUGCCGAGCCGGCCCCUGAGCGGGCCACAGACGUGCUCUGACACGUGGACCGAGGGACAGCUUUUCGUGUGAAUAAAGUUCGUGUGGACACUC